GAGCUCUCUCUGCGGUUGCGGGCUGCGGCCCGGCCCGAGCUGCUCCGCCGCCGCGCCGGGCCGCCCGGACGCCGGUUCCCGAGCCCAUGGGGCGGCCGUGGGCGUCCGCCACGCAGGCGGCCGAGCAGGCGGGCUGCGUGGUGAGCGCCUCCCGCGCCGGGCAGCCCGAGGCGGGCUCGUGGAGCUGCAGCGGCGUGGUGCUGAGCCGCAGCCCCGGCCUGGUGCUGUGCCACGGGGGCAUCUUCACGCCCUUCCUGCGGGAGGGCAGCGCGGCGCUGGCCGCGGCCGGCAGCGCCGUGCUGCCGGGCGACUGCUGCGGCGACGACCUGCGCCUGCACGUGCAGUGGGGCCCAACGGCCGCCGGCGCCGCGGGCCGCGCCGAGCGGGGCGGCCCGGAGCUGUGCACGCCCCGGUGCGCGCGCCGCGGGCCGGGGCCGGGGCCGGGGCCGGAGCCCGCGCCCGCGCCGCCGCCGCGCCGCCCCCCGCCGCCCGCGCGCCCCGCGCGGCUGCUGCUGCUGCUGAGCUGCCCGGCCUUCCGCGCGCACUUCGCGCGCCUCUUCGGGCCGGACGCGGCCGAGCCGUGGCGCUUCGCGGGCGCGGCGCCCGGCGAGGACGCGGCGCCCGACGAGGAGCGCGACCAGCUGCGCGCGCUCGGCUGGUUCGCGCUGCUGCGCGUGCGGCCCGGGGCGGCGGCGGGCGGCGAGCGCGGCCCGGCGCUGGCCGUGGCGCCGCCGGGGGCCGUGGCCAAGGGCGCGCCGCUGCUGGCCUGCGGCUCCCCGUUCGGCGCCUUCUGCCCCGACCUCUUCCUCAACACGCUCAGCCGCGGCGUGCUCAGCAACGCGGCCGGCCCGCUGCUGCUCACCGACGCGCGCUGCCUGCCCGGCUCCGAGGGCGGCGGCGUCUUCGCCGCGCGGCCGCCCGGCGCGCUCGUGGCGCUCGUGGCCGCGCCGCUGUGCUGGAGGGCGCGCGAGUGGGUGGGCCUGGCGCUGCUCUGCGCCGCCGCCCCGCUGCUGCGCGCCCUGCGCGCCGCGCUGCCCCGGCUGGGCCGCGCCGAGGACGCGGCCGCGCUGGCCGCGCUGCUGCCGCCCGAGCUGGGCACCCCGGCCGGGCCGCCCCCGCGAGCCCCGGAGCCCCCCUGGGCGGCCGCGGCCCUGCUGGUGGAGUGCGGCGCCGUCUGGGGCUCCGGAGUGGCCGUGGCGCCCCGCCUCGUGGUCACCUGCCGGCACGUGACCCCCCGGGCGGGGGCCCGGGUCCUGGUGCACGCCGCCGCCGCCCCCAAGGGUGCCCAGAUCUGGGGGCAGGUGGUGUUUGCCACCCAGGAGACCUCCCCCUAUGACAUCGCCGUGGUGAGCCUGCAGGAGGACCUGGACGGGGUCCCCAUGCCUGUGCCCACGGAGCAUUUCCAUGCAGGUGAACCUGUCAGUGUGGUGGGCUACGGCGUCUUUGGCCAGGCGUGCGGGCCGUCGGUGACCUCGGGCAUCCUGUCGGCUGUGGUCCAGGUGGAUGAGAGCCCAGUGAUGCUGCAGACCACGUGUGCUGUGCACGGAGGCUCCAGCGGGGGACCCCUCUUCUCCACCUCCUCUGGGAACCUUCUGGGCAUCGUCGCCAGCAACACCCGGGAUAACAACACGGGGGCCACGUACCCGCACCUGAACUUCAGCAUCCCCAUCACGGUGCUGCAGCCAGCCCUGAGGCGCUACAGCCAGGAUGGGGACCUGGGCGGCCUGCGGGCGCUGGACCAGGCUGCGGAGCCCGUGAGGGUGGUGUGGAGGCUGCAGCGCCCCCUGGCGGAGGUUCCGCAGAGCAAGCUCUGAGCAGGUCACCCCGCAGAGGAGGGUGAGCACUGAGCAGCGCCACAGGGAGUCCGGCCCGGCCCCGUCGCCCGCUGCAAUCUGGAUCACACGUCUCUUCGGCCCCGUGGAUCUCUGUAGCUGUGGACUCAGCCUACAGGGCUGCUGCUGGCGGGAUCAGGCCCAACCUGGUCCUUGUUCUUGUCCUCUUCAUGGCCAGAAGUAGCUUCUGCUCCAAGACUGCUGGAGGGUACAGGGGAGGGGCCCCACUCUGAAGAUUGGGGGGUGACACACCCUCUUCUGCCAGAGACCCCCAAAGCCAGGUGUCCCUGGCUUGCAGAGAAACUUGACGUUGUGCCUUAAUUUUCCAGUUCACAGAUGGGUCUCAGGGGGUGAAUUCUCUACCUGGGGCUUGGGAAUAAACGACUCAUUGGAGAACACCUA
Molecule: messenger RNA, 2234 nt
Organism: Sorex fumeus (smoky shrew)
Lineage: Eukaryota; Metazoa; Chordata; Mammalia; Eulipotyphla; Soricidae
Gene: TYSND1
Product: trypsin like peroxisomal matrix peptidase 1
Exons: 4
Coding region: 87-1814 (575 amino acids)
Biological process (GO): protein processing; regulation of fatty acid beta-oxidation
Cellular component (GO): peroxisome
Molecular function (GO): serine-type endopeptidase activity
Source: RefSeq, a predicted model, not a curated record